UAUAAAAUCAAGCACCUAGGCAUGCAGACUGCUUCUACAAACAUUUGUGAAAGAAUGGGUCGCUCUCAGGAGCUCAGUGAAUUCAAGUGUGGUACUGUAACAGGUUGUCAUCUGUGCAAUAAGUCCAUCCGCAAAAUUUUCUUGCUACUAAAUAUUCCACGGUCAACUUUUAGUGGGUACCCGCUCCCCAAAGGGGACAAAGUGGAAGCAACACAACCAACACCUCUACUUGGUCUCCGCCUCUGUACGCAGUGAAAGGAGGGGAGAGGGUA
Staurois parvus is the source of this 272-nucleotide messenger RNA. NCBI's taxonomy places the organism in Eukaryota, Metazoa, Chordata, Amphibia, Anura, Ranidae. The record is from the annotation of a GenBank genome assembly.